AUGGAGGUCGCUCGUCCUCCUGCGAGUGGUCCUGCUCGGGGUGCUGAGCCUGGGGGUGCGGAGCCUGGGGGUGCUGAGUCUGGGGGUACUGAGCCUGAGGGUGCGGAGCUUGAGGGUGUAGAGCCUGGUGGUGCUGAGCCUGCGUGUGAGGGGUCUGGGGGUGCUGAGCUUGGCGGUACUGACGCUGGAGGUUCUGGAGCUACUGAGGGUGCUGGCGCUGGAGGUUCAGGAGCUGCUGGAGGGCCUAGUCCUGGUGGCGCUGGAGCUGGAGGUCCUGGAGCUGUUGAGGGUGCUCGCGCUGGAGGUUCUGGAGUCGCUGGAGGUACUGGUGCUGAGGGUACUGACACCGGAGGUUCUGGAGCCGUUGGGGGUGCGGGCGCUGAGGGUUCUGAGUCUGCUGUUGCGCGGUCUCCUUGGAGUGGCCGCCUUCGUCCCCGUGUGCCUCUCACCCCACAGCAGCUGCAGGACUGGUACGGUCGCCGUCAGCGUCGCGCUGCUGGAGCUCGGAGUCGUGCUGGUCCUUUGUCUACUGGAGGUGCUGGAGUUGCUGGUUCUGGAGGGGCUCGUGCUGGAGACACUGAGGCUGGAGACCCUUGGACUGGAGGUGCUGGCUCUGGGGGUGCUGCUGCUGGAGACGCUGAGGUUGGAGACCCUGGAGCUGGAGGUGCUGGUUCUGGGGGUGCUACUGCUGGAGACCCUGCGGUUGGAGACCCUGGGACUGGAGGUGCUGGUUCUGGGGGUGCUGCUGCUGGAGACACAGAGGUUGGAGACCCUGGGACUCGAGGUGUCGGCUCUGGGCCUGGAGCUUCUGGAGCUGCUGGAGGUACUGGAGCUGCUGGAGGUACUGGAGCUGCUGGAGGCACUGGAGCUGCUGGAGCUGCUGGUUCUGACUGGCUCGCCGCUGCCUGCUCCUUCUCCUUACGCUGA
This is a messenger RNA of Closterium sp. Yama58-4, 927 nucleotides long. The record is from the annotation of a GenBank genome assembly. NCBI's taxonomy places the organism in Eukaryota, Viridiplantae, Streptophyta, Zygnematophyceae, Desmidiales, Closteriaceae.